UCAAGAACAUGAAACAAGAUCAGUAACUUACAGAUUGGUUGAUAUAAUUCUUAGCAGGAAAAGUAGCUAACGUUAGCUAGCUAAAUUAAUCUGUUUCUUUCUGACGCUUCAAUUUGAUUCGAAUUUCUUCAGACCCUGGUGACAGUGGAGGUAGCUGCUAGUUAACCAAAUAAGCAAGUUAACCACAGUAAAUGUAAACUGUGCCGUAAUCUAACACGUUCUGAUUGUUGUUUUUGUAUUUCAUAACGAUUGCUAGUCAGUUUAAAACAUACUCCGGUUAGCUAACUAUCGCAAAAGCAUGCUCGAGCGGCAGAGUCGAUAUCUGCGUUUAUAAACCCAGGGUCGUUACACUACUUACUCCCUCCUUUCAAAUAGCACGUCCUCGCGCUAGCGCUAAGUCUUACAGGAACGCGCUCACCGGCCAAGCACAUGCACUGUUGUGGAUGCAAGGUCCGAUCACUCCUGACACCAAAUGUAAUAAAACAGCAGGGAGCAGGUCUCGAACCCUCGACCUUCUAGACCGAAGUCCAGCGCGCUAACGGCAAUACGUGAUACCACCGCGACAGGAGCUGUAAGACAUGGCGUGUUUGGUUGCGGUUUGCAGGGACGGGGAAGAGGACUUCCCUUUCCUCGCAAGACAGAUUCCCCUGUACAUCGAUGACACUCUCACAAUGGUGAUGGAGUUUACUGACGAUGCCAUGAACCUUGACAGUCACCAGAUCAACAGCUCUGAGAUGAAGCAGUUUGUUGAGCAUCACAGCAUGCUGAAGCAGCAGGACCUGAACAACGCCAUGAUUGUGUCGUCCAGGGAGAUGUUCAGCGCCCUGUCCCAGCUGGUGCCGUGCGUGGGCUGCAGGAGGAGUGUGGAGCGCCUCUUUUCCCAGCUGGUGGAGUCUGGGAACCCGGCUCUGGAGCCCCUCACUGUGAAGCCCAUCGGCGUGCUCUCUGUCACUAAGGCCUGCGUGGUCAACGCAAAGAAGCUCUACACCCUCUUCUACGUCCACGGGUCAAAGUUGAAUGACAUGAUCGACGCCAUUCCAAAAAGCAAAAAGAAUAAACGCUGCCAGUUGCACUCCUUAGACACACACAAACCUAAGCCACUGGGAGGAGAAGGGAGCGUAGACAAAGGGCUAGGUUUAGAGAAAGACAAAGAUGGAAGAGCCAAGAGAGACCGCAGAUGUAACGUCGCUUUUCACUUUGGCCCUUUUCAGUCCCCCAGCAGGGGAAGCUGGAUGGAGGUGUGGGAGCGCAUGUCUCAGGAGUGCAGGGAUGAGGUCGUUCUUAUUGACAGUGCCUGCCUCCUGGAAACUCUGGAAACAUACUUGCGCAAACACAGGUUCUGUACUGACUGCAAGAACAAGUCAUUGAGAGCAUACAACAUCCUGGUAGGGGAGCUGGACUCCACUAAAGAGAAGGGCUACUGCGCUGCCUUGUACGAGGGUAUCCGCUGCUGCCCCCACGAGCGCCACGUCCAUGUCUGCUGCGAGACGGACUUCAUCGCCCACCUCCUGGGCCGGGCCGAGCCAGAGUUCACCGGAGGUUAUGAACGUAGAGAGCGGCACGCUAAGACCAUUGACAUUGCUCAAGAGGAAGUGCUGACCUGCCUGGGCAUCCACCUGUACGAGCGGCUGCACAGAAUCUGGCUGAAGCUGAGGGCAGAGGAGCAAACCUGGCAGAUGCUCUUCUACCUUGGCAUUGACGCUCUACGCAAAAGCUUUGAGAUGGCGGUGGAGAAGGUGCAAGGCAUCAGUCGUCUGGAGCAGCUGUGUGAAGAGCUGUCGGAGGAGGAGAGGGCCAAGGAGCUGAAGCAGGAGAAGAAGAGGCAGAAGAAGAAGAACAGACGAAAAAACAAGUGCGGCUUCAACAUGUCCGACGGCAAGGAGAAGAGUCUGGAUGAGGCUUCAUUAGAGUCUGUGGAGAGAAGAGGCUGCAAGGCCUGUGGAAGCCCAGAGGUGGAGGGUCAUGUCGGCUGUGUGGAGGUGGUCGUCACCAGCAACGAGAGCACUACUUCCUGCAGCUGUCCAGACGGCACCGUUCCCAAAGUCAAGAAAGGUUUGUCACUCCACAGCAAUGGGAGUGACUGUGGCUACUCUUCUAGCAUGGAAGGCAGCGAGACUGGCUCACGGGAGGGCUCUGACGUCGCCUGCACUGACGGAAUCUGCAACCAUGAGGAAGCAGGAGACUACUUGUGUGGUCACCGUCAUAAUCACUGUGAUGAAGACGAGGAGUACGGGGUAUACAGCUGUGUGGAGUGCUGGGCUAACUCUGAAGAAAACACGAAGGGCAAGAAAAAUAAUAAGAAAAGAAAGAACAAUGGCUCGUUAUGUAACGAUCAGGGUGGAAAAGCAGAGGGUUGUGUGAUGGAAGGGUACAGGAGAGGGAAAAACACUUCUACAACGUCACCUGUGUGCAGAACCAAAGAGACGUGUGCCAAGUUGUGCUGUGACACCUUUUCUAGCAUUGCACUGCAGUUACCAUGGGCAGGACAUCAAAAGAAUAUGAGCCAUUAUCUGGAGGGGAACACCAGCGCCAACAGUCUCAUGGAACUACUGGACGACUCUGAAGUCACUUCAGACGAAGAGAACUGCCUCACGCAGGACGAGAUCCAGUUGUUUGUGGAUAGCAACAAGUCCUUCUACAACAACCGCCACCAGUACAGACAGCACCUGAAGGAUAAAUUUACCAAGUACUGCCGCGGCGUAGAGUGGUUCGCUGCUGCCACCACCAGUGUCAAUUAAUGAAUUUGCUGCUAUUGCACGACUCUACUGUUAAGUCUUUUUAACACAUGAUUAUUACCACUGCUCUGCGCGUACCGCCUUUAAAACAAAUAGAAAAAAAUCUAAGUACAUUUUGGUCUGGUGUUUAUUUUGUCCCCCACUCUGUGGUUGAAAUAAAUGUGAAUCUUAAUUUCCCCCAUUUGUUCAUCUUCUCUCCAUCUAUCUCUGUCCCUACUGUUCACCUAUCUUGUCACCUCUCCUCAUUCACCUUGUCGCCCCAUCUUUGUUCUCCUCCCUCCCAGCCUGACCAGUUUCUUUCUGGUCUCAUUUUGUAGGGCUGAUGGAUUUAUUUUUUGUAGCACAGUAGAUCUGAUAAUCAAGCUUGCAAGCUGUGACAUUAGGAUUUAAAUGUUGGUAGUCAGUCCUGUGUCGUUUUUUUUUCUCGCAUAUUCCUUUUUGUGUCUCACUUAUUACUCUGACACUUCAUUUUAGUGGAAUAAGUUGCACCAAUAAAUGUGUACAUAAAUGAAAUGAUCUGAAUAUAAAGAUUUUACAGUAAGACAAUGUGUAAGAUUUACUAAAUAAAAAAUAUUUAUUAA
Messenger RNA from Oncorhynchus kisutch (coho salmon), 3316 nucleotides. RefSeq names its product gametogenetin-binding protein 2. The record is from RefSeq and is a predicted model, not a curated record. NCBI's taxonomy places the organism in Eukaryota, Metazoa, Chordata, Actinopteri, Salmoniformes, Salmonidae. The transcript has 15 exons. Gene Ontology annotation, cellular component: nucleus; cytoplasm. The coding region runs from base 579 to 2738 and encodes 719 amino acids.